Molecule: messenger RNA, 741 nt
Organism: Trichomonas vaginalis G3
Lineage: Eukaryota; Parabasalia; Trichomonadida; Trichomonadidae
Exons: 1
Coding region: 1-741 (246 amino acids)
Source: RefSeq, a predicted model, not a curated record
AUGCUUUCUAGAUGCAUUGUAAAUCCAAAUGACACACUUAAUAAAAUGGCAAGCCAAAUUUUCAUUCCAACAAUUGCAAAGCAACUAAAUAAUCCAAAAACAUGUGCAUCCACGAUUGAAGCAUUGAUAAAUGAAGACUUUGAAGUAAUGCAAUCAUACUCUGAUGUUGUAGUUAUUUGUUUUUCAAAAAUUUAUCAAAAUAUUCCAACAAAGCAUAUCGCCAUCAUCUUAAUGAAGAAACUUAUCCAAAGAAAAUUUGAAUUUUCGUCAUUAGAACGAAGAGUUAUUGUUGAAAUUUUUAUUAAAUCACCACCUACGCGAAAUAUGAAAGAAUCAGCUGCAAUAAUACAAAAUCAUUGUUGUGAAAGUAAUUCGGCUGCUCUGUUUAUUGCCUCUAUCAUUCAGCCAAUGAGAUUUGAAGAGAAACAAAGAGAAUUUCUUAGAGAAGUAUGCAGAACAUUUCUACAAUCAAUGCCUGAAUCUAUCAGUACGUAUACCGAAAACUUUAAAACAUUUCUUUCUGAAAAAAUUGAAGCAUCUGGUGUUCCGAUUUACGGAGAAACUCCUACUCAAGAAAAAAUGCGUGAAAUAGAAAUAGAGAAGAAAUUUGAAGGCUUUUUAGAUUUCAAUCCUUGUAAUAAUAAGCUAAUUUUCAUAAUUUUUACAAUUGUGAUGAUUUUCCUACUUUUCUUUACAGACAAGAGCGGAAUACUCCAUAACUUAGAAUUUGAUGAUAGUUAA